GAUGAAGACAAUUAUUUGAGAAUUGAAGAGCAGCCAUAUAAAUGUAAUGAAGAUGUAGAGACCUGCAGUGAUUUCCAGUCCUUUCAGAAGCAUGAAAUGAGGAACACUGUAGAGAGACCCUGUGAAUACGGGCAAAAUGAGGAGGAGAGAUCUGAUCUUAGUGAAAAAAAUCACUCUGGGCAGAAAAUUUUUGUAGGUAACAAAAGUGUGAAAGCCCACACAACACCUAACAGUGUUCAAACCCCCAAGACAAACCGCAAUUUGGGAAACUCCUAUGUACAAAAACACUAUGAGAAUAAUUCUAUUUCUUCAUCCAAUAUUGAAAAACCUGUUAGAAAAUAUGGUAGAGAGAAAUAUCAUAUAAUUGAAAAAUGUGCAAAAGCAUUAUCUCACAGUAAUUUCUUUAAAAAACAUAAGAAACUUCACACUGGAAAGCAACCAUUUGAAUGCAAGCAAUGUGGGACAGCAUUCAGUAAACUCAGUGGCUGUCAAAGUAAUAAAAACAUUCACACUGGGGAGAAAUCCUUUGUAUGCAACAAAUGUAGGAAAGCAUUCAGUACAGCCUCUGCUUUUAAAGUACAUGAUAGAAUUCACACUGGGGAGAAAUCCUUUGUAUGUAAGCAAUGUGGGAAAUCUUUCAAUCAAAAGUCUAACCUUCUUAGACAUGAAAGAAUUCACACAGGGGAUAAACCCUAUGUAUGCAACAAAUGCGGGAAAGAAUUCAGUACAUCCUCUGCUUGUAAAGCACAUGAUAGAAUUCACGCUGGGGAGAAACCAUUUGCCUGUAAACAAUGUGGGAAAUCUUUCUGUCAAAGAAGUAACCUUAUUAAACAUGAAAGAAUUCACACUGGGGAGAAACCCUUUGCAUGCAACAAAUGUGGGAAAUCUUUCAAUCAAAAGCCUAGACUUCUUGUACAUGAAAGAGUUCACACUGGGGAGAAACCCUUUGCAUGCAACAAAUGUGGGAAAGCAUUCAGUACAGCCUAUGCUUGUAAAGCACAUGAUAGAAUUCACACUGGGGAGAAACCCUUUGCAUGUAAACAAUGCGGGAAAUCUUUCAGUCAAAACAGUGACCUUAUUAAACAUGAAAGAAUUCACACUGGGGAGAAACCCUUUGCAUGCAACAAAUGCGGGAAAGCAUUCAGUACAUUCUCUGCUUGUAAAGCACAUGAUAGAAUUCACACUGGGGAGAAACCCUUUGCAUGUAAACAAUGCGGGAAAUUUUUCAGUCAAAACAGUGACCUCAUUAAACAUGAAAGAAUUCACACUGGGGAGAAACCCUUUGUAUGUAAGCAUUGUGGGAAAUCUUUCAAUAAAAAGACUAACUUUAUUAGACAUGAAAGAAUUCACACAGGUGAUAAACCCUAUGUAUGCAACAAAUGUGGGAAAGCAUUCAGUACAGCCUAUGCUUGUAAAGCACAUGAUAGAAUUCACACUGGGGAGAAACCCUUUGCAUGUAAACAAUGCGGGAAAUCUUUCAAUCAAAACAGUGACCUUAUUAAACAUGAAAGAAUUCACACUGGGGUGAAACCCUUUGCAUGCAACAAAUGUGGGAAAGCAUUCAGUACAGCCUAUGCUUGUAAAGCACAUGAUAGAAUUCACACUGGGGAGAAACCCUUUGCAUGUAAACAAUGCGGGAAAUCUUUCAGUCAAAACAGUGACCUUAUUAAACAUGAAAGAAUUCACACUGGGGAGAAACCCUUUGCAUGUAACAAAUGUGGGAAAGCAUUCAGUACAUCCUCUGCUUGUAAAUCACAUUAUAGAAUACACACUGGGGAGAAACCCUUUGUAUGUAAGCAAUGUGGGAAAUCUUUCUGUCAAAGCAGUCACCUUAUUACUCAUGAAAGAACUCACACCCUAUAGAACAUCUUUGGUACAACCAAUAUAUCAAAACAUUCAGUGUACAGAAGUGCUGAAAAUGAACCCUUUCCAUUGAUAUAAGUAAUUUGUGAUGUAUUUUAGCUAUAAUUGUAGCUUUUUUGUAUAGAAAAAAAUUCACUCUAUAAAAAUAUCUCUAUGUAUAUGAGAAAUGAGUAUAUGGAUUUGUUUAUACAUUCUCACUUUAUAACAUCAAAUAUAUCACACUGGGAAAAAAUCCUGUGAACAUAAGGAAUAUAGAAAGACUUUCCAUACCAUUGAGGUUGUCACUACACUUAAGAACUCCCUCAGUGUAGUAAUUCUAUGCAAUUGAACAAUGGUAGAUCAUAUGUAGCACACAAAAAUGCCAUAGGGAAAUUUUGCAUACAAGGAAGAUAUCAUAUAUAUGUAGGCAGUGUGACAAAGAUUUGCUGCAGUGCUUCCCUUUUGAAAACAUAAGAUUCCUCUCACAAUGGGGAGUAACUGCAUGUAAGGAAGAUUUGGUAAAAGUUCAGCUGAUAGCUGCUAACCUUCUGAGUGAUGUCAUACUAUGUCCCAAGAUUAUGUAUGCAAUGUGGGAAAGUAUUCAGUAUACAGGUUUAUUGUCAAAAGUGUGAAAGUAAUCUGAGUUAAGUGAAAUCGUACAUAUGUAAGGGACUAUUUUGAAAAUAAUUUCAAAAUUAGUCAUGUAGAGGAGACCUGCCAAAAUAUUAUAAAAUAAUUUCUGUCAAUAUAUGCUCAUACAU
This is a messenger RNA of Cavia porcellus (domestic guinea pig), 2603 nucleotides long. RefSeq names its product zinc finger protein 260-like. Bases 97 to 1863 code for a protein of 588 amino acids. Lineage: Eukaryota; Metazoa; Chordata; Mammalia; Rodentia; Caviidae. Gene Ontology annotation, biological process: regulation of transcription by RNA polymerase II. Gene Ontology annotation, molecular function: RNA polymerase II cis-regulatory region sequence-specific DNA binding; DNA-binding transcription repressor activity, RNA polymerase II-specific. Gene Ontology annotation, cellular component: nucleoplasm. The transcript has a single exon. The record is from RefSeq and is a predicted model, not a curated record.